This is a messenger RNA of Stegostoma tigrinum, 5016 nucleotides long. It is a transcript of the gene ptpra, whose product is annotated as protein tyrosine phosphatase receptor type A. Bases 759 to 3137 code for a protein of 792 amino acids. The transcript has 23 exons. NCBI's taxonomy places the organism in Eukaryota, Metazoa, Chordata, Chondrichthyes, Orectolobiformes, Stegostomatidae. Gene Ontology annotation, molecular function: protein tyrosine phosphatase activity. Gene Ontology annotation, biological process: protein dephosphorylation. The record is from RefSeq and is a predicted model, not a curated record.
AGUGCAGGGAGAAAAGAAAGUGAAAAAAAUUCCUGCAGUGAAUUGAAGCAACCUGACGGUGGCGUUUAAAAUUAGUAGGGAGGGAAAGAAAGGAAAACAGUUUUUUUUAAUGUAAAAAGAGGGAGAGACUUUUUUUUAAAAGGAAAACAACAUUAGUUCUCAGUUUGCUGCCUCCUUUAGAGAUUUUGCGGAGUCAGUGGGAGGGAAGAGGAGGUUGAAGCAACAUGGCGGAGUGGCAGCGGUAGCGGGGGGAGAGAGAGAGAGGAUCGCGAGGCGCGGCGGUUGGACGGGGAUCGAGGGGAGAGGAGCGCGAGACAGAGGAGCCGUUGGGAAGUCCGGUGCGCGAGGCAGGUAGCAAGCCGCUAAGAAAGGAGUCUCUCCGCUGAGCGAGUGUGAGUGGCGGCAUCUCUGGAGAAACUCCCCUCACCCGAUCGGGAACCGGUUGGAGUAAAAGAAGAAGGGAAGACAUUGAAGUGAAGAGCCUUUUGCAGUGGGUUAUUCGGACGCUUCGACAUAUCAGUGACAACGGACUAUGAGAGGAAUGGUAGCAGGUAGCAGCCUCGCAGGCCCCUCAGUGAUCAGAAGAAGCAGUAGCACAUCAGCAGCAGCAAGAGCAUGGUCUGAGGUGGCUGCAGCAGCUGAUAUGGUUCCUCCCAGCGACUAGAAGCGAUGGUGACGGCAUAGAUGGGGCCCCCCUCAGUGUUCGCUGCUGGCACUGGCUGCAGUGGCAAAGCUCCUCCAGUGCUCGGAGCUUUACCAUGGAUUUCUGGUUUCUACUUUUGUUGCUGUUAUGCAGUGGUUUAAGAUGCCUCCAAGCACAGAACACAACAGUUUCACCUUCUACCACUACCAUCUCCACUCCAAGUUUAACAAAUUCAAGUAUACCAGGAAGAAAUACUACUGCUCAGAUUACUCCCAACCCAGGAUCAACCUCAAUGAUUGGAGAUGAUUCACCAAUGUCUAAUGUAACAGAUGCUGCCGGUGAGAAUUCUACACUAGCUACAACUGAAACAACAGUUAAGACCUUGCAAGAAGUGACUCCAAACAUUGCAAAUUCCAAUGCAACAGCUAACCAUGUCAUCACACCAAAAGGAAAAAUAAAUGAAUCGUCAAUCGAAACAACUGCUGUCCCUACGUCAGGUGGAACAACUGCUGGUCCAGACGAAAUGCCCAUCAUUGCUGUAAUGGUAGCCCUGUCAUCACUGUUGGUCAUCGUAUUUAUAAUUAUAGUUCUGUAUAUGCUGAGGUUUAAAAAGUACAAGCAGGCUGGAAGCCAUUCAAAUUCUUUCAGGCUAUCCAAUGGCCGAACAGAUGAUACAGAGCUCCAGAGUAUGCCACUGCUUGCCAGGUCUCCAAGCACCAAUCGGAAGUAUCCGCCACUAUCUAUUGAGAAAUUGGAAGAGGAAGCUAAUCGACGAAUGGCAGAUGACAACAAACUUUUCAGAGAAGAAUUUAAUGCUCUCCCUGCGUGUCCAAUUCAGGCUACUUGUGAAGCUGCAUCAAAGGAAGAAAACAAAGAGAAGAAUCGAUAUGUUAACAUCCUGCCUUAUGAUCAUUCGCGGGUUCAUCUGACACCUGUGGAGGGUGUUCCGGACUCUGAUUUUAUCAACGCUUCUUACAUAAAUGGCUAUCAAGAGAAAAACAAGUUUAUAGCAGCUCAAGGGCCAAAAGAAGAAACUGUGAAUGAUUUCUGGAGGAUGAUAUGGGAGCAAAACACAGCAACAAUUGUCAUGGUGACAAAUCUAAAAGAGAGAAAGGAGUGCAAAUGUGCUCAGUACUGGCCAGACCAGGGUUGCUGGACAUAUGGGAACAUCCGAGUAUCUGUGGAAGACAUGAUGGUGCUGGUAGACUACACCAUUCGCAAGUUCUGCAUUCAGCAAGUAAGUCUUGUAGGAGAUGUAAUGAAUAAGAAGCCUCAGCGAUUGGUUACUCAGUUCCAUUUUACCAGUUGGCCUGACUUUGGAGUUCCAUUUACCCCAAUUGGUAUGCUAAAAUUUCUAAAGAAGGUGAAGACCUGUAACCCAUCCUUUGCGGGUGCCAUAGUUGUACAUUGCAGUGCUGGUGUUGGACGUACAGGUACUUUCAUUGUUAUUGAUGCCAUGCUGGACAUGAUGCAUGCAGAGAGGAAAGUGGAUGUAUUUGGAUUUGUAUCACGGAUUCGAGCUCAGCGAUGUCAAAUGGUGCAGACAGAUAUGCAGUACGUGUUUAUAUAUCAAGCAUUGCUGGAGCAUUAUUUAUAUGGGGACACAGAGCUGGAAGUAACAUCACUGGAGAGCCACUUGCAGAAACUUUACAACAGAGUAUCUGGAUCAGGUUGCAAUGGUCUGGAGGAAGAAUUCAAGAAGUUAACUUCAAUCAAAAUACAGAAUGACAAGAUGAGGACGGGCAAUUUGCCAGCUAACAUGAAGAAAAACAGAGUGCUUCAGAUCAUCCCAUAUGAGUUUAACAGAGUUAUCAUUCCUGUAAAGAGAGGCGAAGAGAACACAGAUUAUGUGAAUGCAUCGUUCAUUGAUGGAUAUCGACAGAAAGACUCCUACAUAGCCAGCCAAGGACCUCUUCAGCAUACAAUAGAAGAUUUCUGGAGAAUGAUUUGGGAGUGGAAAUCUUGUUCUAUUGUUAUGUUAACAGAAUUGGAAGAAAGAGGUCAGGAGAAAUGUGCACAGUAUUGGCCAUCUGAAGGAUCUGUCUCUUAUGGUGAUAUUACUAUUGAAAUAAAAAAAGAAGAGGAAUGUGAAAGUUACACAGUGCGUGAUCUCCUAGUGACUAACACAAGGGAAAACAAAGUUCGACAGAUCAGGCAGUUCCAUUUUCAUGGCUGGCCUGAGGUGGGAAUUCCUGCUGAUGGGAAAGGGAUGAUCAACCUGAUUGCAGCAGUUCAGAAACAGCAGCAGCAGUCAGGAAACCACCCAAUCACAGUGCAUUGCAGUGCUGGUGCUGGAAGGACAGGUACAUUCUGUGCCCUGAGUACUGUCUUGGAAAGAGUAAAAGCUGAGGGCAUCUUGGAUGUGUUUCAGACGGUGAAGAGUCUACGGUUACAGAGGCCCCACAUGGUCCAGACACUGGAACAGUAUGAAUUUUGCUACAAGGUCGUGCAAGAAUACAUUGAUGCAUUUUCGGAUUAUGCCAACUUCAAGUGAAAAAUGCUUUCGUAAUAUUUUGUAAUAUUGUAUUUGUUAAUACACCCAAACCUGUGUACAUAUCUUAUUGAUUUGAAAAGUUGGUACCAUGAGCUUCUUAUUGUCUAGAAAUUUUAUAUGUAGCAGAUGUUUAGCAGAUAUUAGUCUAAUUUCAGCAGUUUUAUUGAGCAAUGUAGGCUGAUGUUCAGAAUAAUGUUGAUCAAAUUUAUUUAGUAGCUGCUUGGAAGGGUAUUCAUUGAAUUCAAGGGAUAAACAAGAUAAAAGUUAAGUCAUAUGAUCACAAAAUCUGUGGCUGUAUGAAUUGUUGCCCCUGAAUCAAAUGGUCAUCGCCAGUGCUCUGUUUUAUUUCAACUUUGAUAAAUAAUCAAGUUAGAAAUAACAUUCUGUCAUUAAUUGAUCAGUGCCAUUUAAAUCUGAUAUCUUUCACUUGGACCAUCUCUUUCUCAGGCAAUUAUCAAUUUUGUAAUUGUAGACUUUAUAUUUUCAAUGUGCCAUUUAAUUUAUCAGAUUUGAAGUAGAAGCAGUACUUUCCAUUAUUGAGAUUUGUAGAAAGGCAAAGCGCCUUCAGAAACGCUUAUCUAUACGACUAUAUUUGUAGAAAUGCAGACCUGUAAAGGGAAUACAAUAAGAAAAUACUGCUUUUAAGAAAAGCUUUUUUUUUGCAGGCCUGCACAGGCUGAACUAAAAUAUACUGGAUAAUACUACCUGCAUUAUUUUUCACAUAAGCCAAAAUCUACAGUGUCCUGGUUCUUCACAAGACUUUGGUCUUGUACGGUUAGAACAUAUCUCUCACCAUUUUCUUUUCUCCUGUAUUAAAAAUACAUGGAACUUGUUAUAAAGUUCUGUACAAGUUAAAAGAUGUGUGGGCUUCAAAGUAAUAAGUUUGGAAAAACAGUCUUGAUAGGACAAUAUAAAAGAACGUUCCUUAACUAUAGCUACUGUGUACUGUACAUACAAGCUGCAACUUGAAGGGUAUUGAAUUAUCUGUUAUGUUUAUUCUUAAAAUCUACUUGUUAAGCUUCUGUUUCAGUAUGUUUUUAAGAAAGUAAGUGAAUGAUCUGGAAAGUUUCUAAAAUGUGUGAAAGACUUGCCUGGGAUUUACCAUCACUUUCUUUUAGACACAACUGCCUCAUUUUCCAACUUUUCCUUAUUAACAUAGCCUUUGUGCAAAGGUGGAGCUCAAUAUUAGUAGCUUGCACAGGGAGGAAAAAAGACCAAUUAAAUUCAAUGAUUAAAAUGUCAUGUUUAGGUAUCUAGUUUUGGACCAAAACUUUAACUAUUCAAGUUGUGGCUUAAAAAAAAUCUUCAAGCAAGGUUUAAAGUUGAUCUUUUUUUUGAAAAGCUAGUUUUAAAUGUAAAUGUCUUUGAUUUAUCAUUCGCUCCUAACAAUUAUAUUUUUUCUUAAAAUGUACAAAUAACUGUAGUUUCGUAACCUGUAUUUAUUUUUUUAUGAUAAGGAGAAAAUUUGGUGGAUUUUUUAAGUUUAUUUUUAAGUUUAUCUUUUAGUAGUUUAGGAGCACUUAUUGCCAGGUAAUUGAGGUGAAGACAAGUUGGGUCAAUAUUUGGAUAACAUAGCUUACACCGGCUUGUACAGUGACCUGUAUGACAUAUGGUGCAUAGUCCCAUUAAGUUAUUUGAGUUUUGAUCAUGGCAUACUUGUUUACCAAGUUCUCCAUAGUGCAUUCAGUGGAUAGACUGUGCUAACUUACUCUAUGUUGAAUGGAUUAAAUGUCAGCUUCCUAUCUUCAGUAAUUCGGCUAUCACUGACCGCACUAGUGUAAAUAUAUAUUGACUGAAUCCCUGACUCUUAAAACUUUGAUAUUUUGGGACAAUGGCUAAGUUAAAGCUAUAAUUGGAAUAAAUGUGCUCAUUAAAAAAA